AUGUUGAAAGCUUCAAGACUACGAACAAGUUCAGAUGCUUUCAAAUACAAUUUUCCCCUCUUGCACCAUUUCCGUCAUUAUGGCAGAUCAGCAAAACCAUACGAUUUUACAAAGUUUGAUCCACAAACCAACCCCAAUGAAGCAUCUGCAGUGUUCACCAGUCUAGGAUGGUAUUUCAUACCUCUUAAAUACAAUACUCAUAAACAACCUCGCUUGCAGUUGGAGGAGGAGUUUGUGCGUAAUCACUUCACCAAUACCACAAACCGCGAAGAGGUGCAAGAGUUUAUCUAUGAUUGGUGUCGUGGACAUAUUCCUACUGUCCAUAAAAAGAAAAUGUCUUUCAAAAGUGAAUUGGAGCAGAAGAAAUUGGACUUGUUGUUUCGCCAACAGAUGAGAGAUGGAGUAACGAAUGAAACGGUGGAUAAAGAAUUUAGAGAUGCACAGAGGCUCAAAAACAAGGCCAACGCUCCAAAUGAAAAGUUACGAUUCCGAAUUGAUCCUACAACAAAGAAGGUUGAAAUUAGGGGGGCCUUGAAAAUGACAAGUGUGUUUAGUUACUAUGUACUGACACGGGGUCGCCAACCGGAUAGCGAACUGGAAAAAACGCCAUUGACUUCGAGACAGCUUCGACAAAACGCCACCAAACAGUGGAGUAAACUAUCCCCAAUGGAGAAGAAAGCAAUAAAGCAGGAGUAUUUGCAACUUUUGUCAAAUGGGAAGGAUCUAUAUUACGGCAAAGAAGUUAGUCUUGAGCUGAGAUUGAGUGAUGAGAUUCUGGAAGACGGAUUUAGGUAUAAAAAACUGAAAACUUUGACCAGAGAUAGUGAGCCCAUAUGA
This is a messenger RNA of Lodderomyces theae, 837 nucleotides long. RefSeq lists its product as uncharacterized. NCBI's taxonomy places the organism in Eukaryota, Fungi, Ascomycota, Pichiomycetes, Serinales, Debaryomycetaceae. The transcript has a single exon. Bases 1 to 837 code for a protein of 278 amino acids. The record is from RefSeq and is a predicted model, not a curated record.